AUGUCAGAACCGAUCCCGGAAUCUAUUCCAACCUCCGCGGACCCACGAUCCAAGCGCCCCACCAAGAAACGUGCUCUCUCACCACGCUCUCAAACCGCAUCCGCCAUAACCACACUCUUCUCGAAACCCGACCAGGAGAUCCGCAUCCCAGGCUCAACAUCUCUCACUUCCCACAGUAAUCCCAACGGCGGGCCCCCAGAAAUAGUACAGAAUGUACAAGGCUCCAGCGCUGGUGCGGGAUCCGGAGAGUUCCAUGUGUAUAAGGCGAGUCGGAGGCGGGAGUAUGAGCGGUUGAGGGGGAUGGAUGAGGAGGUUAGGAAGGAAGAAGAGGGUGCUCAGUGGGAGAGGGAGAAGAAGGAGAGGGAAGAGAGGGAUAGGGAGAAGACGAGGAAGAACAGGGAGAAAAGAGAGAGGCUGAAGAGGAAGAAGGGUGGUAAUAAAGGCAGUGAGGGAAAUGAGCAGGGUGCCGGUACAGGAGGGAAAGUCAAACCGAGAGUCAUUAUUCGAGAGGGGGCUGAGAGAUUGGGCGGAGAGGGUAAUGGCGACGAGGAGAUGGGUGGCACGGCUGUGGAGGAGGAGAAGGGCGUCAUUAUCCAUGAUGACGAUUGA
This is a messenger RNA of Cadophora gregata, 609 nucleotides long. RefSeq lists its product as uncharacterized. Gene Ontology annotation, biological process: negative regulation of protein kinase activity. Gene Ontology annotation, molecular function: double-stranded RNA binding; protein kinase inhibitor activity; protein kinase binding. The record is from RefSeq and is a predicted model, not a curated record. The coding region runs from base 1 to 609 and encodes 202 amino acids. The transcript has a single exon. NCBI's taxonomy places the organism in Eukaryota, Fungi, Ascomycota, Leotiomycetes, Helotiales, Ploettnerulaceae. Gene Ontology annotation, cellular component: nucleolus.